GCUCCCGCGCAUCUGACUGGCCGCCGCGAGGACAGAAAGGGUGGUCUCGCGCGCCGGUCCCCGCCCUCUGAUGGUCUCCGGUCCGCGGCUCCCAAGCUGUCUGCAUAGAUUUCACUGACCUUUUUAAAAAUGUCCUCAUUCAGCUUGAGCAAAAUCCUCCCAAUCAUUGUGCCGGCUGCUGUUGCUAUUGGUUGUUGGUGGUAUUACUCUAGGAAGAAGAAGCUGAACCAAAGUAAACCAGAGCCGGUUGCUUGCCCUGCAGACUCUGCACACAUAGAUGCUUUUGUUCCAAUAGAAGUUGUGAAAAAUGCAAGAACACUACCUUUGCAGGAGGGCAUUGAAACACGUCAACGUAGCUUGUGUUCGGAUUCGUCUUCAAAGCACAACACUGCCAUCCUGAUCUCAGACGUGAAGGGUUCAUCUAGGGAUAUUUUACAGAAUGAGUCAAAAGUUCAAAAUGGUGAGAUUUGCCCCUUGCGACAAACCACAAACUGUGAAGAUGUUCCUGCGCCACUUGCAACUCAACUGUUUAAACCGCAAGGUGAGAAACUGACAGAAGGUUGUUUGGAAUCUGAAGACCUUUUCCUCAAUGGUUUGUGUGCAGAGUAUUGUGUCAGCCACACAACACAAACAUUCUUAACAGAGAACACAAAACUUCCAACAGAUCAGUUAAGCAAGACAGAUGACAGGCAAGCAGAGCUAGACACUGACAACAUUCAAGAGACCCUUACUAAAACACCUAGGCAUAUGGACUCUUUUGUCCUGGAGUGUUCCUCUGAAAAGCUUUCUCAAGCUGAGGGUGUGCAGAAACCAGUUUUACUACAAGUUUCCCUGAUUGAGUCCUCUUUGAUGGAAAAUCAGAAUUCCUCUCUUGUGCUGAAGGAUUCCUGGAUCAAAGAGUCUUUCUGUGCAGUAGACAAUAACACACAGCAUUCUACAGUGUGCGUUUUGAGGGCGGAGAUGGACACUGAGGCUUCACUGGGAGCAGAGGACAUUGAAAAAGGUACAAAUUCAGACAGACUUAAAAUGGCUUCAUGCCCAGAUUUGGAAAUUUUCCAUGGGUGCUCUGAUGAUGCCAGUACCAAAAAGUUUUUUGGAAACUAUGAGGCAAAAAUGGUUGAGGAGCUGGCUAUCAAUAUUAUUUCCAAAGUGAUUGUAGCAGCUAAACAGGAAUUAUUGGCCAGUGCAGUGAGAGAUCUGUCUGAUGGGGAUUACCUGGAAACUGAUGAAAGUGCCUCAGAGAAAAGUAUGCCACUAGUGCUGGAGCAAAAUGGUGCAAUCUCCCAUGAAGAAGGUGAUAGUUUUUCCACGAGGGACUCUGCAUGUGAGUCUACACAAACAGAACAGAAUCAAGAAGAUGAUUUAACAAAUGUAGAUAACGAUCAGGCUUGUCUGGAGGAAAGCAAUGCAGAUAUGAUGCAAAGAGACUUUGAGUGUGCGGAAGAGAGAGAACCAAUCUUUAGUCCAGUCCAUUUAAGUACAGAUUCCUUUGAUGAAGCCCAUGUGGCUAUAGAUGACUCUAGCAUGAGUGCCUGUACAUCAGAAGAUGGGGUGGGCACAGAAGAUCCCAUGCAGAGCACAGUUCUCUCAAGUCUUGGCAUUGGGUCAUAUGACUCUUUGAGCACUUCAGGUAUUGAAUUGUCUAGGGAUCAGAUUAGUGUACGUAAGAAGAAAGUAAAAAAGGAUAAGAUAGCAAGAAAGCAUUUUCUUAUACCCAAUGGGCAUUCAAAUAGCUCUUCACUUGACUUGAAAGGAGAAGGUGCAAGUACUUCAGAGACAGAGAUUGACCACUCAGGAGGGUCAGAGAUGAAUGGUGUGGAUUCUGCAGAUGGUGCCAGCACCCUGGGAUCAAGUGAACAGCUUCUGAGAAGUACUCCAAAAAAUUUACCACUUGUUGUCUGGGAGUUUGAAGUUCCAAAGCACUUGGUUGGCCGACUGAUUGGAAAACAAGGUCGGUUUGUGACAUACCUGAAAGAGACUUCUGGUGCCAAAAUUUACAUAACAACAUUGCCUUUUACACAAGAAUUCCAGUUGUGUCACAUAGAAGGUUCUCAGGAGGCAGUUGACAUUGCACUUGACUUAAUUUCCAAGAAAUUUAGGGAUCUUGACCUAACAAACUUUUAUCAACCACCGUUAUUGCAAAGGCAAGGUUCUCUUCCUACAACAUCUUGGCUGGUGCUCCCAGAAGGUGUCACUAUUGAAGUGGUUGUUUCCAGCAUAGCCAGCGCCACUCAUCUGUUCAUCCAGCAACACACACACCCAACGUAUCAUGCUCUAAGCACCUUGGACCAGCAAAUGUAUUAUUGCUACAUGGAACCUGGUAUUCCCACUCUUCCAACUCCAGUAGAAGUUGGUACAAUUUGUGCUGCUCCUAAUGAAAAUAACGAAUGGUGGAGGGCCCAGGUCGUGUCUUAUUUCCCAAACACCGAAGAGGUUUUCAUCCGAUACGUGGAUUACGGAGGUUAUAAGAGAGUAAAAAUUAAGACUUUACGUCAGAUAAGAUCUGACUUUGUCACUCUGCCUUUCCAAGGAACAGAAGUUUUGUUAGACAAUGUUGCACCUAUUCAUGGUGACAAUACCUUUACCACAGAAGCAAUUGAAGCUAUUGGUGAAAUGUUAAACGGUGUACCUUUAUAUGCACAGGUUACAAAUUAUGAUCUUGCAACAAAGAUUCAAAUGAUCCAGUUAUGGGCUAUGGUAGGUGGAGAGGCUGUGUCCAUAAACUCACUCAUUGUGGAAAGAGGCUAUGCUCGCUGGCAAGACACCUAUUAGCUCACCAGCUUGUAAUUUGCCGGAGGAAAAAAGACUUUGUACUCUAUUUAUAAUGAGAUUGUUCUCAGACGGUUUUUGUUUUGUUUUUAUGAAAUGUUUGCGUCAUCCCUAUUUAACUGACCUCUGGAAAUUUUUUUUUUUUUUUUUUUCUUUUUUCAUAAACUGACUUUGAGGAUACGAUUGAAAGCCAUACUUUAAAAAGCUUUAAAGCCUUUUUUUCCAUCUUGUCUUGUGUUCAUAUUAAUAUAUUUGUGCACAUCUUUGUAAAUAUAUACAUAAAUUUAAUCAAAUUAGAAUAUUUUGUAUUGGAACACUGGAGGCAAAAAAGGAAGCUUAACUAUGUCCACACAAUCUUGUCAACGGUUUGCUUAAAAAAAAAAAGGUUCUGUUGCACAAAACCUUAUAUUGUGUGUUGAAUAUAUUCUGUACACAAAUGUGUGGCUUGGUUGGGUAUGCCGUAAAGUCUACAUUUUUAUGGUCCUCAAUUUGCUACUUGUACAGAUGUAAAAUAACAAAAUGCAAAAACAGUAUUUGAGUGCUCUUUUUUUUAUUUCUUGACAAAUGGAUUUUUAAUCAUGUUAAAGUAAAAUAAAUCCACUGGAAAGGUAUUGUAAAAUGCAUAUAUUUUUGUUCCUGAACCUGUGGUGAGUGGGAGAUAAGAUGUUAAAUAAAGCACUGAGAUGGAAGCAUUAAAAUCUGAAUGAAAUGUCA
This is a messenger RNA of Pelobates fuscus (common spadefoot toad), 3483 nucleotides long. RefSeq names its product A-kinase anchoring protein 1 (gene AKAP1). The record is from RefSeq and is a predicted model, not a curated record. The transcript has 11 exons. Lineage: Eukaryota; Metazoa; Chordata; Amphibia; Anura; Pelobatidae. Gene Ontology annotation, cellular component: membrane; mitochondrion. Gene Ontology annotation, molecular function: protein kinase A regulatory subunit binding; RNA binding. The coding region runs from base 130 to 2772 and encodes 880 amino acids.